Molecule: messenger RNA, 1253 nt
Organism: Liolophura sinensis
Lineage: Eukaryota; Metazoa; Mollusca; Polyplacophora; Chitonida; Chitonidae
Product: small ribosomal subunit protein uS15m-like
Exons: 7
Coding region: 1-1050 (349 amino acids)
Biological process (GO): mitochondrial translation
Cellular component (GO): ribosome; mitochondrial small ribosomal subunit
Molecular function (GO): structural constituent of ribosome; RNA binding
Source: RefSeq, a predicted model, not a curated record
AUGUCGGCAAACUGUGUUAACCAUUCUCGCAGUUUGCUAAAUAAAAUAAGUGUGUUCGGGCGGUAUCAAUGGAGCCGUUCUUCAGGGACUUCAGCGCUCAGAGACAAUAUAUCACAAAUGUGGAGCUGUCGCAGUCUGAUGACUAAAUCAAUGUGCUUUACCGGAAAUCAGCUAUGUUUAUGCGGGAGGACAGUGCUUCAUGAAUCGUCUGCAGGUCCAGCAAUUUCCAAUGGAUAUUUGGAACAGAGACGCUACAGGAAACAACCAGUUGUUUACACAAAGGAACUUAAUUUCGAUUAUUCUGGUGACCUAAAGAAGGUACCUGCAGUGGAUCCUAAAGAAUAUCUUUAUAAGUACAGAAAUGUUCCUCAGGUGGAAAAUGUACCUGAGGCUGUGAAGAAGCUGCUUAGUCUGGAGUUUGCUGACAAGGAUGCAAGGAAGAAACAUAGGAAGUAUGAUAUUAUCAGACACAUUGAUACCCACCUAGAUGGAGAUGUUGACAAAGAAAAAAUAAUUGCCAGAUGGACGCUGGAAAUCCGAAACCAGAUAAAGCACUGCACUGUGUAUUGUGGGGAUAAAAAAGGCAAGGUGAAUUUGAUUGAGAAAAUAGCAGCCAGGAAAAAACAACUGAAGUUUCUGCGGAGGUUAGAUUUCGAACGUUUCCACUGGUUACUCAAUGAGCUGAAGAUACGGUAUACUCCCUUCCCUCUUUACUCUGUGCGCAUUACAAAGCGUUACAAACGGAAGCAAGAAGUCAGAAAGCAGGCCCGAGAAUUAUGGAACAGCAAAAUGGAAGCAUUUAGGAAAUCCGUGGAAGCAGAGAAAGCAGAGUUUUACGAGAAGAAAGAGAAGAUACUUGAAGAAAUGCGAAAGGACAUGCGAGAGCUUAAAAUUGACGAACACAAAGUGUUCAGUGACUUUCAGAAGAGCCUUGAACCUCCAAAACACGUGCCAGUGAAUAAAAACUACCAAAGAAUUCUGAGAAACUAUGAUGAGGCUGUGGCCUCUGGAAAGUUAGUUCCGAAAAAAACAAUGUCACCAAUUCGUUGAGAUAAUGACAUCAUUUAAAAGAAGCUGUACAGUACGGAAUUCCAUGUUUGUAAUGCUUUUAAGAAGGACAAAGAAUCGUACCGUUUUAUAAUCAUAGUGAACUGUAUUGUCUGAAGUCUGAUGCAUGGUCUUGAGCGUGCUGAUUAAAGGUGCUUGUGUAGAAAACAUACAUAAUGGUCUACUUUUGGUUUAACUUAAAAAGG